Molecule: messenger RNA, 5806 nt
Organism: Peromyscus californicus insignis
Lineage: Eukaryota; Metazoa; Chordata; Mammalia; Rodentia; Cricetidae
Gene: Cacna1s
Product: calcium voltage-gated channel subunit alpha1 S
Exons: 43
Coding region: 1-5496 (1831 amino acids)
Biological process (GO): calcium ion import across plasma membrane
Cellular component (GO): voltage-gated calcium channel complex; membrane
Molecular function (GO): high voltage-gated calcium channel activity
Source: RefSeq, a predicted model, not a curated record
AUGGAGCCGUCCUCACCCCAGGAUGAGGGCCUGAGGAAGAAACAGCCCAAGAAACCUGUUCCUGAGAUUCUGCCGAGGCCACCCCGAGCCUUGUUCUGCUUGACUCUCCAGAACCCUCUAAGGAAGGCCUGCAUCAGCAUCGUGGAAUGGAAACCCUUUGAGACCAUCAUCUUGCUGACCAUCUUUGCCAACUGUGUGGCCCUGGCAGUGUACCUGCCCAUGCCUGAGGAUGAUAACAACACUCUGAACCUUGGCCUGGAGAAACUGGAAUACUUCUUCCUCAUCGUCUUCUCCAUUGAGGCCGCCAUGAAGAUUAUAGCCUAUGGCUUCCUAUUCCAUCAGGACGCUUACCUGCGCAGUGGCUGGAACGUGCUAGACUUCAUCAUUGUCUUUCUGGGUGUCUUCACUGUGAUUCUGGAACAAGUUAACAUUAUCCAGACCAACACGGCCCCCCUGAGCAGCAAAGGAGCCGGCUUGGAUGUGAAGGCCCUUCGAGCUUUCCGUGUGCUCAGACCGCUUCGGCUGGUGUCAGGGGUGCCCAGCCUUCAGGUGGUCCUCAACUCCAUCUUCAAGGCCAUGCUCCCCCUCUUCCACAUUGCCCUGCUCGUCCUCUUCAUGGUCAUCAUCUACGCCAUCAUUGGGCUGGAGCUCUUCAAGGGCAAGAUGCACAAAACCUGCUACUUCAUUGGGACAGACAUCGUGGCCACGGUGGAGAACGAGAAGCCAUCGCCCUGUGCUAGAACCGGCUCUGGGCGGCCCUGCACCAUCAAUGGCAGUGAGUGCCGAGGAGGCUGGCCGGGACCCAACCAUGGUAUCACCCACUUCGACAACUUCGGCUUCUCCAUGCUCACCGUGUACCAAUGCAUCUCCAUGGAGGGGUGGACCGAUGUCCUAUACUGGGUCAACGAUGCCAUCGGAAAUGAGUGGCCCUGGAUCUAUUUUGUCACCCUCAUUCUGUUGGGCUCCUUCUUUAUCCUCAACCUCGUGCUGGGCGUCCUGAGCGGGGAGUUCACGAAGGAGCGGGAGAAGGCCAAGUCCAGGGGAACCUUCCAGAAGCUCCGGGAGAAGCAGCAGCUAGAGGAGGACCUUCGAGGCUACAUGAGCUGGAUCACUCAGGGCGAGGUCAUGGACGUGGAGGACCUGAGAGAAGGCAAGCUGUCUUUGGAUGAAGGAGGCUCAGACACAGAGAGCUUGUAUGAAAUCGAGGGCUUGAACAAAAUCAUUCAGUUCAUUCGGCACUGGAGGCAGUGGAAUCGUGUCUUCCGCUGGAAGUGCCACGACCUGGUGAAAUCCAAGGUCUUCUAUUGGCUGGUGAUCCUGAUCGUCGCCCUCAACACCCUGUCUAUUGCCUCAGAGCACCAUAACCAGCCACUGUGGCUGACCCAUUUGCAAGAUAUCGCCAACCGUGUGCUGCUGGCCCUCUUCACCAUUGAGAUGCUGAUGAAGAUGUAUGGACUGGGCCUGCGCCAGUACUUCAUGUCCGUCUUCAACCGCUUCGACUGCUUCGUGGUGUGCAGCGGCAUCCUGGAGAUUCUGUUGGUGGAGUCGGGAGCCAUGGCGCCCCUGGGCAUCUCCGUGCUCCGCUGCAUCCGUCUCCUGAGGCUCUUCAAGAUCACCAAGUACUGGACAUCGCUGAGCAACCUGGUGGCGUCGCUGCUCAACUCCAUCCGCUCCAUCGCCUCUCUGCUGCUGCUUCUCUUCCUUUUCAUCAACAUCUUCGCCCUGCUGGGCAUGCAGCUCUUUGGAGGCAGGUUUGACUUCGAAGACACAGAAGUACGACGCAGCAACUUUGACAGCUUCCCCCAGGCCCUCAUCAGUGUCUUCCAGGUCCUGACAGGAGAAGACUGGAACUCUGUGAUGUACAAUGGCAUCAUGGCCUACGGAGGCCCCUCCUACCCCGGCGUGCUCGUGUGUAUUUACUUCAUCAUCCUUUUCGUCUGUGGCAACUACAUCCUGCUCAACGUCUUCCUGGCUAUCGCUGUGGACAACCUGGCAGAGGCGGAGAGUCUGACUUCUGCCCAGAAGGCCAAGGCGGAGGAGAGAAAGCGCAGGAAGAUGUCUAAGGGGCUCCCAGACAAGUCAGAAGAAGAGAAGUCCACGAUGGCUAAGAAGCUGGAGCAGAAGUUCAAGGGUGAAGGCAUCCCCACCACCGCCAAGCUGAAAAUUGAUGAGUUCGAAUCUAACGUCAAUGAGGUGAAAGACCCCUACCCUUCGGCUGACUUCCCAGGGGACGACGAGGAAGAUGAGCCUGAGAUCCCAAUAAGCCCCCGGCCACGCCCUCUGGCCGAGCUGCAGCUGAAAGAGAAAGCAGUGCCCAUUCCAGAGGCCAGCUCCUUCUUCAUCUUCAGCCCCACCAAUAAGAUCCGUGUCCUUUGUCACCGCAUUGUUAAUGCCACCUGGUUCACCAACUUCAUCCUGCUCUUCAUCCUGCUCAGUAGUGCUGCGCUGGCCGCUGAGGACCCCAUCCGGGCCGAGUCCAUGAGGAACCAGAUCCUUGAGUAUUUUGACUACGUGUUCACUGCGGUUUUCACUGUGGAGAUUGUCCUCAAGAUGACCACCUACGGAGCCUUCCUGCACAAAGGCUCCUUUUGCCGCAACUACUUCAACAUCCUGGACCUGCUGGUGGUGGCUGUGUCGCUCAUUUCUAUGGGCCUCGAGUCCAGCGCCAUCUCUGUGGUGAAGAUCCUGAGAGUUCUGAGGGUGCUGCGGCCGCUCCGAGCCAUCAACAGAGCCAAGGGAUUGAAGCACGUGGUACAGUGCGUGUUUGUCGCCAUCCGCACCAUCGGGAACAUCGUACUGGUCACCACCCUCCUGCAGUUCAUUUUUGCCUGCAUCGGAGUCCAGCUUUUCAAGGGAAAGUUCUACAGCUGUAAUGACUUAUCCAAGAUGACGGAGCAGGAGUGCAGGGGCUACUACUACAUCUACAAGGACGGAGACCCCACCCAGAUAGAGCUGCGUCCCCGCCAGUGGAUGCACAAUGACUUCCACUUCGACAAUGUGCUCUCGGCAAUGAUGUCACUCUUCACCGUCUCCACCUUCGAGGGGUGGCCUCAGCUACUGUACAAGGCCAUAGACUCCAAUGAGGAGGACGCAGGCCCCAUCUACAACAACCGGGUGGAGAUGGCCAUCUUCUUCAUCAUCUACAUCAUCCUCAUUGCCUUCUUCAUGAUGAACAUCUUCGUGGGCUUUGUCAUCGUCACCUUCCAGGAACAGGGGGAGACGGAGUAUAAGAACUGUGAGCUCGACAAGAACCAGCGCCAAUGUGUACAGUAUGCCCUGAAGGCCCGCCCACUGAGGUGUUACAUCCCCAAAAACCCAUACCAGUAUCAGGUGUGGUACGUCGUCACUUCCUCCUACUUUGAAUACCUGAUGUUUGCCCUCAUCAUGCUCAACACUAUCUGCCUAGGCAUGCAGCAUUACAACCAGUCGGAACAGAUGAACCACAUCUCAGACAUUCUCAACGUGGCCUUCACCAUCAUCUUCACCCUGGAGAUGGUCCUCAAGCUCAUUGCAUUCAAGCCCAGGGGCUAUUUUGGAGACCCUUGGAAUGUGUUUGACUUCCUGAUUGUCAUCGGCAGCAUCAUUGACGUCAUCCUGAGUGAGAUCGAUGACCCAGAUGAGAGCGCCCGCAUCUCCAGUGCCUUCUUCCGCCUGUUCCGGGUCAUGAGACUGAUCAAGCUGCUGAGCCGGGCAGAGGGUGUGCGCACCCUGCUGUGGACAUUCAUCAAGUCCUUCCAGGCCCUGCCGUAUGUGGCCUUGCUUAUUGUCAUGCUCUUCUUCAUCUAUGCAGUCAUCGGCAUGCAGAUGUUCGGGAAGAUCGCCAUGGUGGACGGGACACAGAUUAAUCGGAACAACAACUUCCAGACUUUCCCUCAAGCCGUGUUGCUGCUCUUCAGGUGUGCCACAGGAGAAGCCUGGCAAGAGAUCCUGCUGGCCUGCAGCUACGGGAAGCUGUGUGACCCGGAGUCAGACUACGCCCCGGGGGAGGAGUACACGUGUGGCACCAACUUUGCCUACUACUACUUCAUCAGCUUCUACAUGCUCUGCGCCUUCCUGAUCAUUAACCUCUUCGUGGCUGUCAUCAUGGACAAUUUUGACUACCUCACAAGGGACUGGUCCAUUCUGGGCCCUCACCACCUGGAUGAGUUCAAGGCCAUCUGGGCCGAGUAUGACCCAGAAGCUAAGGGCAGAAUCAAGCACCUGGAUGUGGUGACCCUGCUGAGGAGGAUCCAGCCCCCUCUGGGCUUCGGGAAGUUCUGCCCACACAGGGUGGCAUGUAAGAGGCUGGUGGGCAUGAACAUGCCCCUGAACAGCGACGGCACAGUCACCUUCAAUGCCACACUCUUUGCCCUGGUACGCACAGCCCUCAAGAUCAAGACAGAAGGCAACUUCGAACAAGCUAAUGAGGAGCUGAGAGCCAUCAUCAAAAAGAUCUGGAAAAGAACCAGCAUGAAGCUCCUGGACCAAGUCAUCCCUCCCAUAGGAGAUGACGAGGUGACGGUGGGGAAGUUCUACGCCACAUUCCUCAUCCAGGAACACUUCCGCAAGUUCAUGAAGCGCCAGGAGGAGUAUUAUGGGUAUCGACCCAAAAAGGACACGGUUCAAAUACAGGCUGGAUUGCGGACCAUAGAGGAAGAGGCAGCUCCUGAGAUCCACCGCGCCAUCUCAGGAGACCUGACAGCAGAGGAGGAACUGGAGAGAGCCAUGGUGGAGGCUGCCAUGGAGGAGGGGAUAUUCCGGAGAACCGGAGGCUUGUUUGGUCAAGUGGACAACUUCCUGGAAAGGACCAACUCCCUGCCCCCUGUCAUGGCCAACCAGAGACCCCUCCAGUUUGCUGAGAUAGAGAUGGAAGAAUUGGAGUCACCCGUCUUCUUGGAGGACUUCCCUCAUAACCCAGGCACCCAUCCUCUGGCUCGCGCCAAUACCAACAAUGCCAAUGCCAAUGUUGCCUGUGGCAACAGCAACCAUGGAAACAGUCCAGUGUUUUCCAGCAUCCGCUACGAAAGGGAAUUCCUGGAAGAGGCAGACGUACCUGCUCCCAGAGAAGGACCCUUCAGUCAGCCCUGCAGAGGCUCUGGACCUCACAGCAAGUUCCAUGAGGACAAAUUGAAAGGACUGGUGACCCAGAGAGGGAUGCCUGGAGGCCAGGUGCCUCCUUCCCCAUGCCAGCUCCUCCAGGCAGAGCCUCCUGUGCCGGAGGAGAGUAAGGGCUCCGUGCCAAGGUCCCUGGAAACACCCCACAGCAGGAACUUGGAGGAGAGCGUUCCCAGGAACUCAGCUCGCAGGUGCACAGCUCCAGCUACUGCCUUCCUGAUCCAGGAGGCUCUGGUUCAAGGAGGACUAGACUCCUUAGCAGCAGAUGCUAACUUCGUCAUGGCAACAGGCCAGGCCCUGGCGGAUGCCUGCCAGAUGGAGCCAGAGGAAGUAGAGGUGGCAGCAACCGAGCUACUGAAGCGAGAAUCCCCAGAGGGCAGGGCCAUGCCCUGGGAGGCUUGAGCCUCGGGUCCUCCCUGGGCAAGUCCAAACCAGCACCGGGAUUCUCAGAAUACACUUGUUUCUCCCAGGUGUGAGGCCUACCCAGAAUGCCACAGCUUAGAACUGCCAUGACCAAGGGCCAGGGGACGCUGGAAUGGAGAAGGGCUAGCCCAGCCCAGCAGCCUCCCCUCCCUCAGUAAGCCAGCUGUGUGGACUGAGCAGCAGUGGUCAGGAACCACCUCAACCAGGCAGGAGGCCAUAGAUGGGCAGGUCAGGCCCUUCUCCUCACCAGCCAGAAGCAGGAUUUGGCAGAGCUUCUGAUGUCAUGGGA